Miscanthus lutarioriparius is the source of this 615-nucleotide messenger RNA. The record is from the annotation of a GenBank genome assembly. Lineage: Eukaryota; Viridiplantae; Streptophyta; Magnoliopsida; Poales; Poaceae.
AUGGCCGGAGAGAAAGGGAGGUGUCGCCAUGGAGAUUCGCCCAGAUCCAACCGUCGGAGAUCCACCCCUGGGGAGGGCGCUGCCGCGGGCAAGGUUGGGAUAGCCAAGGGAGCGGCCCUGCGCGCGGAUAGGGUUGCGCAAUCACUAAGGGCCGCCGUGCGCGCGGAUCGGGUUGCCCCACCACCGAGUGCCGCCGUGCGCACGGAUCGGGUGAGGCCGCGGCACCGCCGGUGGCUGUCGUGUGCACGGAGAGAGCCGCGGUGCCGCCGGAUGCAGGUCCCCCUGCCGCCGCCAUCACCGGAGGGAGAGGAGGGGAGGGGAGGGGGGGCGCAGCCGCCAGGAUCUGCCAGCCUCGCCCCCCGCCGGGCGAAGGUAUGGGGGAGGGGGGCGCAAAGGUACUCCGACAGGGCCGCCGCCAGUGGGGAUGACGGGGUCGACGCUGCCGGUGGGGAUGGCGAGGUCGACGCCGCCGGUGGGGAUGACGAGAUCGACGCCGCCGGUGGGGAGGACGAGGGAACGCCGGUGGGUUGGGGUGUGGAGGGUGGCGCCGGGGAGAACCGUGGGGAAGCCGCCGCCAGCACCGUUUGUGUCGAUGCAUGGGAGGAGAGAGAAUAA